Molecule: messenger RNA, 1590 nt
Organism: Nerophis ophidion (straightnose pipefish)
Lineage: Eukaryota; Metazoa; Chordata; Actinopteri; Syngnathiformes; Syngnathidae
Product: LIM/homeobox protein Lhx6-like
Exons: 7
Coding region: 473-1273 (266 amino acids)
Biological process (GO): regulation of transcription by RNA polymerase II; forebrain neuron development; neuron differentiation
Cellular component (GO): nucleus
Molecular function (GO): RNA polymerase II transcription regulatory region sequence-specific DNA binding; DNA-binding transcription factor activity, RNA polymerase II-specific
Source: RefSeq, a predicted model, not a curated record
UCAACACUGAAAUGAAAAUCGGCAUCCACGGGAUUUUGUUGGCCAAACCUGGUCCUGCAAUUUUGCUGGAAACCAUCGCUGUUGCCGUGGCAACUUGAGGCCCGCCUCACACAACAAGGAAAGGCCAAGAAGAACUAAAGCCCGAGGCCCACUACUCUGCAUUAAAUAUAAACUUCGAAGACACAGAAGGAAGGACUCCCGCGCGCACUUCGGCGGAAACGAGAUAAGAGCGGCCUGUGUUGCUUUUUGGCCCUCGCCGCCUCCUUCCCCAAAACAUUUCCCCCUCGCGCGUCCGUCAUCCCCCUUCGGUGACUGGGCGCCGGGCCGGCCCGCUGGAACGUCGGAGCGCUGACGGACAUCAUCAUGAAUCACUCUCUCUCUCUCUCUCGCUAUCGCUCGCUCUGCCGCUGCUUUUCUCCGCACUUCAGCCAUAACAAAAAUGAGCUGGGAGAAAAUCAGCAGCAGGCUUUAAAUGCGGGAGAGAUUGCUAGAAGGUGUUAUUUUGGCGGGGCCGGAAGUGGAGAUGUGCGACGUGCAAAGUGAGCUGCACGGUCUCGGCGUUACAUUUAGGCAGCAUCCAACUUCCAAAACAUGUAGGUUCGGCACCAAGUGUGGCCAGUGUGGCCGCCAGGUGUAUGCCAGCGACUGGGUCCGGCGUGCCCGGGGCAGCGUCUACCACCUGGCCUGCUUCGCCUGCUUCUCCUGUAAGCGGCAGCUGUCCACGGGGGAGGAGUUUGGCCUGGUGGAGGGCAGGGUCCUGUGCCGCAGCCACUACGACGUCAUGCUGGACAACCUGCGCAGGGCGGCGGAAAACGGGACAGGGCUGACUCUGGAGGGGGCGCUGCCCUCGGACCAGGACUGCCAGCCCAAACCAGCCAAGAGGGCGCGGACGUCCUUCACGGCAGAGCAGCUGCAGGUGAUGCAGAGCCAGUUUGCACAGGACAACAAUCCUGACGCUCAGACUCUGCAGAAACUGGCGGAGAUGACAGGACUGAGCAGACGAGUCAUCCAGGUUUGGUUCCAGAACUGCCGGGCGCGACACAAAAAGCAGCCCCCCCUCGGCAGCUUCUCUCAGAGCAGCACCUCGCUGGGCAGGAUGCCCCCCUCCCUGCACGAAGACCACAUGCAGUACUCCCCCUUCAGUGGCCCCGACCGACCUCACCUGCUCGCCCUGCACGGCUACCUGGAGAGUCAUCCUUUCUCAGUCCUCAGUGCUCCAGGCCACUUGAGCCACCCGGGCCUCCCUUUACCACAACUGCCGAUCAGCCGCUGACAUCCUGCACCCACUCAAGGACGCCGGCGCCUUUCAGCGUCCGGCUUGAGUUCCCCCCGUCGAGCGCCUCGCCUUGUUUGUUGGCGACGCACAAACAUGGCGUUUUGUCCCACCUGCAGCACGUUGGGCCUGCAGCACUUGUUUGAAAUGGAUGUUGUCGAUGAGCACGUAGGCGGCUUUCAUGUGGUCCGUCCUCGUCUGUGGACGCUUUUAUUUAUUGGAAAGGAAAAAACUCAGCACUUUUUUUAAAUGUGUCUUGAAUUGUACGGACGGUAAAUGUUGUAAAUAAGUUGAAUAAAGCACCCCGGAUGUGUUUA